ACAAUAAACAAUUGUUCGGCUCGGUGUAAGAAAAGAAUUUUGUCGUAUAAAAACAAUGUUUAGUGAAGUAAGGAAAAUAAGAAGGCUGGGAUAACGUCAUGGGCAGUUUAAAUAUUCCAGAAUGGUCUCCAGACCAAGUCGCAGAGUGGAUGUCAGGGUUGGGGCCCAAGGUGGCCCAGUACGUGCCAGAGCUGAGGGACAAAGGAUUGAAUGGAGCCAAAUUGUUAACAUUACGUUGCGACGACCUAGAGUAUCUGGGCGUCAACAUUAUAGGACACCAGGAACUGAUAUUGGAGGCGGUGGAGCAUUUGCGGAACUUUCACUACGAGUUGUCCCGGGAGUGCGUGCAGCAGCUGGCCGUGCGCGUGUCCACGGCCGCCGCGUCGCUGGCGCGCGCGCUGCGGCGGCACGCGGACGCGCGCCUGGAGACCCACUCGCUGGCCGACGUGGCCCGCACCGUGCACGCGGUCAAACCGCUCGUGUGCUGGCUGGACAGGUGGGCGCUGGGCGCGCCGCUGGCGCAGCGCAAGGCGGCGCUGCUGCAGCUGGCGCUGGAGGCGGCCACGUGCGCGCAGCGGGACCGCUUCGCCGAGCAGCCCGCGCGCGCCGUGGCGGCCGCGGCGGCGGCGGUGGCCGACGUGGCCGACUACAUCAUCCAGGAUGUGUCCGACCCAAUGAUUCUGCAACCCGCGUCGCUGGACGCCGUGUCGCUGCGGCAAGGCUCGAAGCCGCUCGGCUUCGAGGUGGUGCCGUCGUUCUGCGGCCACCACCAGCUGGCGGACAUCCGCUUCGCGUCGCCCGCCCACGCGUCCGGUUUGGUCCAUGAGGCUGAUGAAAUUGUGCAAGUGGGCGCGCGCUGCGUGCUGGGCUGGGGCGGCGCGGCGGUGGCGCGCGCGUGCGCGGCGGCGGCGCGCGCGGCGCCCGAGCUGCAGCUGCGCGUGCGGCGCCGCGGCGCGCGCGCGCUGCGUCCGCGCACCACGCCGCCGCUGCGCGCGCCGCGCCGCCGCGUACGGCACAGAUACGAACUGGACUUUCCCCGAACGGAGACCACCGCCCCCGAGAAGACGGUAGAGGCGGACACUGAGGCGACUGAGGCGACGCAGAGAGAGAGCCCGGCCUCGUCGUCGGACGAGAGCGAGCCGCUGUCGCCCCCCGCCUCGCCGACGCAGUUACACCUAGACACUACGAGGCUGUACGCGCCCGCGCCGCGGCCGGCGCGCGCGCGGCGCCACUCCGUGUGCGGGGGCAGCCCGCCCGCGCCGCGCGCGCCGCUCGCCGUGCAGGUACGCACCGCGCAGGUACGCGCCGCCCACCUGGCGCGGCACCGGCUCACCCGCUUCUGGCAGGAGCUGCAGCGGCGCCGGGCGGGCGGCGAGCCGGCGCGCGCGGCCGCGGCGCUGUACCGCCGGGACAAGGCCGUGUCGUGCAGCGCGGGCCUGCAGCUGUCGCCGCGCAACGCCCCGCCCCCGCCCGCCCCCGCGCCCGCCCCCGCCCCCGCGCCCGCCCCCCGCGCGCGCCUGGACAAGAGCCACUCCACGCCCGCCUACGACCGCGACCUCGCCUCCGAGCCCGGGUCACUGGCAGCGCAGACUAUUCCCGAGUCCCCGACCACCCCGGGCAGCGACAGUCCGACGCUUCAUUUGGAAAAAGCGGGUCAAAUACUGGACUUCAAGAAGUCCAGCUCGCAAAUCGAGGUGGCCAUCUUGCAGCAGCGCACUCGUCGCGCGCUGGCCGACGACGACGCGUCCGACGCGCCCGAAACGUUCGACGCGCCCGACGCGCCCGACGCUCCCGACGAGCGGCCCGACGCGUGGAGCGACGGCGACCGGUGCAGCCCGGCCGCGCAACCGGAGCUCGCGGAGGCCGUGAACUCGCUGCUGGGCGGCGAGCCCGCUCUCAAGUACCUCAAACCGCGCAUAACAGAGCGUUUUCCCCCGAACGCCCCGCCGCCCCCACCACCCCGGCCGCCCCCGCGAGAACCGCUCCCCCCUCCGCGGGAAGUGUUCCCCCGAGAGCCGCCGUACCGCGAGGCGUUGCCGCCGAGAGAGUGCUACCCCCACGGCGACGUUCCCGUGCCGGUGGCGCGCGAGCUGUGGGAGCCGCUGCCGCGCCGCGAGCCGCGGGAGGAGCCGCCCGCGCCCGCACCCGCACCCGCAUCCGCACCCGCACCCGCCCCGCACGCGCCGCACGCGCGCAUCAGCAAGAGCGACAUCCAGCUGGUGUCGCCGCCGCGGCAGAUGGCGCCGCUCAACGGCUCGCCCGAGCGGCGCGAAGACGUGGUGGCGGCGGCCAGCGAGCAGGCGCACGCGGAUCUGGCGGCGCCCAAGGCGCUGUCGCCGGGCGGCGUGCGCGGCAUGUUCCCGUCGGCCAAGUCGCGCAGCCUCAAGAAGAAGAACUCCAUGCUCGCGAAGCGGCGCGCGGUGCCGGCGCGCUCGCUGCUGGCGCGCGGCGCGGCGGGGCGCGUGUGGCAGCGCGUGCGCGCGCGCGGCGCCGCGGCCCCGCGCUGGGCGGCGCGCCACCUGCUGCUGGCGCACAACACGCUGUACGCCUACCGCUCGCCCGAGGGCAGCCGCGCGGACUGCAUGAUCUACCUGGAGGGCUUCACGGCGUGCGCGGCGGGCGAGGUGAAGUCGCGCGCGCACGCCUUCAAGGUGUACCACACCGGCAGCGCCUUCUACUUCGCGUGCGACUCGCGCGAGGCCAUGCUGGCCUGGAUCCAGCUCAUCCACCGCGCCACGCUGCUGCCGUCCGUGUCCGGCGCUGCGAUGGAGCUAUCGAAACAGUUUUCCGAAACAGACUAUUCAGAAACCGAAUCGGACUCGGAAACAUCCGAACGGAGAAGCGAGAAAGAGAGAGAACGCGAACGUGAGCGAGAAAAAGAUAAAUCAAAAUUCGGGUCGCUGAAGAAGCUGACGCAUCGCGCCAGUCGCAGCGAGUCCCAGGAGAACGUGAGCCAGGCGGCCGCCACUAGCCUCGACAGGAAGUAUUUGAGGUUCUUCUCGCGAGCCAAGCCCAAGGAUGACACCAAAAACGGCAAGAGCAAGCCGUCGGGCGUGCCCGUGCCCACGGAGCACUACCGCAGCUACCGGCGCGCGGCGCCCGACGCGCCGGCCGCGCCCGCCGCCAAGCCGCAGCCCAUCAACUACAUCCACGCGUCCAACCCCAACCUGCUGGACUUCGACGCCAGCGCGCUGGCCCGCCGCCCCGCCAGCGCGCUGGCCCGCCGCCCCGCCGCGCGCCUGCGCGCGCCCGCCCGCCGCGCGCCCGAGCCCGGCCUGCUCACGCUCGAGGCCUUCAUGCUGCAGAAGCAGGCCGAGGAGCGCCGCCAGCUCUACAGCAACCGCGUGCUGCUGGGCGUGGAGCGCGCCGCGCCCGCCGCGCCCGCCGCGCCCGCCGCGCCCGCCGCGCCCGCCGCGCCCGCCGCGCCCGCCGCGCCCGCCGCGCCCGCCGCGCCCGCCGCGCCC
Messenger RNA from Pararge aegeria (speckled wood butterfly), 3464 nucleotides. RefSeq lists its product as uncharacterized. The record is from RefSeq and is a predicted model, not a curated record. Gene Ontology annotation, molecular function: protein binding. The annotation marks the transcript as partial. NCBI's taxonomy places the organism in Eukaryota, Metazoa, Arthropoda, Insecta, Lepidoptera, Nymphalidae. The transcript has 17 exons.